Messenger RNA from Fusarium oxysporum Fo47, 1662 nucleotides. Its product is annotated as major facilitator superfamily domain-containing protein. Gene Ontology annotation, biological process: transmembrane transport. Bases 1 to 1662 code for a protein of 553 amino acids. Gene Ontology annotation, molecular function: transmembrane transporter activity. The transcript has 10 exons. NCBI's taxonomy places the organism in Eukaryota, Fungi, Ascomycota, Sordariomycetes, Hypocreales, Nectriaceae. The record is from RefSeq and is a predicted model, not a curated record.
AUGACAGAAAAUCGGGAACCCGACGCCAACGCGGUCAUGACCCGUGAUAUGGGCUCAACAAACACUAUUGUCGUUGAUUCAGGCGACAAUGAAAAGACCCAUGAGUUCAAUGAGCAGACAAAUUAUGUGCCAAAGCGAGCCAUCAUCACAAUAUUUCUCGCAUGUGCAAGUGUAGAUUUGCUGGCGUUGAUGGACCAGACUAUGCUGGCCACCAGUUUAUACAUCAUCGGAAAUGCUUUGGGGUCAACAGCCCAGGUUUCGUGGAUAGCAAGCGGAUAUUUCAUAACUUCAACAGUUGGACAGCUCAUGUAUGGAAGGUUAUCCGAUAUCUGGUCUCGCAAGAUCAUUCUGCUAUUGGGCCUUGCAAUAUUCUUUGUCGGAUCACUGGCCUCAUCCUUAGCGCAGUCUGUCUUGCAACUCACAAUCUUCCGGGCCUUUACAGGUAUUGGAGGUGGAGGGCUUAUGACCGUUGCGCAGCUCAUAGUGAGCGAUGUAGUCCCUCUACGAGAGAGGGGGAAGUACCAAGGAAUAUUGGGUGCCGUCGUUGCUCUCGCAAAUGGCAUAGGUCCCGUCAUCGGAGGUGCCCUCGCGUCGAGUUCUGAGGACUCAUGGCGAUGGAUCUUCAGGAUGCAACUACCAAUAACUCUGUUGACAACCCUUUGUGUACUAUUCUUCAUGCCAUUAAAGAAAGUCGAAGGAGAUUGGAGACUAAAGCUUAAGGCAGUCGACUUUUUGGGCAUAUUUCUCGCCUUGGCUGGAAUGACAGUCGUUAUUCUGGGAUUAACUUGGGGAGGAAAAGAGUACUCCUGGAACUCCGCUCAGGUUAUCGCAACAUUGGUAGUGGGCACAGCUGCAUCAGUUGCUUUCAUGCUAUGGCAGUGGAAAGGCCCUCGAUAUCCAUUGAUACCGUUGCACAUCUUCAAGUCGAAGAUCGUCAACGGCGCAUGCCUGACCAUGGCUAUCAACGGUUGGAACUUCGUCAUGCAAGUCUACUAUAUCCCCUCCUUUUACCAACUCGUCUACGGCUACUCCGCCACCAAAUCCGGAGUAAUGCUUCUCCCCAUCACACUACUACAAACAGCCAGUAGCACUUUCUCCGGACUCAUCGUACACUGGAUCGGUCGGUACCGUCUUGGCUUAAUGUCAACUCUUGAUGAGAAUACGGGCGUUGGGAAACAAAUCGGUUAUUCGGUACUAAUUGGAGUGGGUGUUGGCAAUACGCUGCAGCCUGCGCUCAUUGCUACGCAAGCUGGUGUCGAGAGGCGUGAUAUGGCUGUUGUCACAUCAUUCCGCAAUUUUGUGAGAAACUUGGGGGCAACAUUAGGACUUGCAGUCUGCGGGACAGUUCUGAACAACGUCAUAGCAGGCUCUCUAUCCUCCCUUAAUCUAGAUAGACACGACUCAAAGACAUUGCUCGGCAAUCCUCAAACAUUCCUAGACACAGUCUCACCAAGCGAAGCUGAGAAGAUCCGCUCAGUUCUCAUCCCAGCAUACAGACAAGGAUUUCGCAUAAUAUUCCUUAUAGGCGCAGGUGUCGCAAGCCUGGCAUUCGUGCUAGCGUUUUUCUUGAUGCCGCAGGUUGAUCUUACUCGACCGGACGACUCCCGGCUUAAGGAGGAAGGUCGCAAGGCUUAUGAUAAGAGAGGAAAAAGCGCGGUGUAG